AUGAGUAGCGCCGCUUCUAAAUACGUUGACGAGCACCACGGCUUUGGCACGACGGCAAUUCACGAGGGCCAGGCACCGGAUGAGUACACAGGUGCUGUAGCGGUGCCCAUCACGCUAGCUAGCACCUUUGCACAGUCGUCUCCCGGCGUCGUAGCUGGUCGCAGCCAGGCCAAUUCGUUUGGCAAAGGUUGGGAGUACUCACGUACAGGCAACCCCACUCGUGGAGCCCUCGAGCGUGCUCUCGCUGCCUGUGAGAAAGGCCGCUUUGCUGUCUGCUACUCGUCCGGCAUGGCCGCUACGACGGCCGUGACACACCUGCUCAAGCACGGAGACCAUGUGCUAUGCAUUGACGACGUGUACGGUGGCACCCAACGGUACUUCCGCCAGACCGUGAACCCAACAUAUGGUAUUGACUUUGACUUUACGGACUUUGGAGAUCUGAGUAAGGUCGAGAAGCUACUUCGUCCACAGACGAAACUCAUUUGGAUUGAAAGUCCUACGAACCCUACACUUAAAAUUACCGACAUUCGUGCCGUGUCGGAAUUUGCAAAAAAGCACAAGUUGCUUCUUGUUGUCGACAAUACCUUUAUGUCACCUUAUUUCCAGAAUCCACUUACAUUAGGGGCUGACAUUGUACUGCACAGUAUCACCAAGUACAUCAAUGGACACAGUGAUGUAGUUGGUGGAGUCGUCAUUACCAACUCGGAGGACAUUAACACCAAGUUGCGCUUCAUCCAGAAUGGUAUUGGAGCAAUUCCCGCCCCGUUUGACUGCUACAUGGCCCUCCGUGGUCUGAAGACAUUGCACGUGCGCAUGGCCACCCAUGCCAAGAAUGCUCAGGCUGUUGCAAAGUACUUAGAGGCACAUCCUGCCGUUGAAAAGGUGUGUUAUCCAGGUUUACCGUCGCACCCGCAGCACGAGAUCGCCAAGAAACAGGCGUCAGGCUUUGGUGGCAUGGUUACGUUCUACGUGCACGGUGGUCUCGACAAAGCGCGCACUUUCCUUGAGAACCUUGAGAUAUUCACGCUGGCUGAGAGCCUUGGCGCCGUCGAGUCGCUGGCAGAGUCUCCCGCCAUUAUGACCCACGCUUCCGUGCCCCCUGAAGUCCGCAAGAAGAUCGGUAUCUCCGAUAGCCUUAUCCGCCUAUCCGUUGGGAUCGAGGGAUUGCCGGACAUCAUCGCCGACCUGGAACGCGCGCUCGCCGCCAAAGGUAAAGAUUCCUAG
Messenger RNA from Peronospora farinosa, 1224 nucleotides. Lineage: Eukaryota; Oomycota; Peronosporomycetes; Peronosporales; Peronosporaceae. The record is from the annotation of a GenBank genome assembly.